AUGGUAUUUGCUGCGCUUUAUCGUAUCUACGCAGGCUUCAUCAAUCCUCCACAAGCUCGAAAAGAGGAUGACGCCAUUCGGUUCGGACUUCUCGGAGCAUCCAAUAUCGCUCCUCCUGCCUUGAUCACGCCGGCAAGGUCUCAUAGAGAAGUCAUCAUCGCCGCCGUUGCAGCUCGAGAUCGCAGUCGCGCAGAGGCGUAUGCCAAGAAGCACGACCUGCUUAACGAUCCAAGCAUUGAUGCCGUCUACAUCGCUCUUCCCAACAGUCUGCACUUUGAAUGGGCUUUGCGCGCAAUCAAGGCACGGAAGCACGUUCUUCUAGAAAAGCCCUCGUGCUCGAAUGGCGAAGAGGCUAGGGCGCUAUUCAACCACCCCUUGGUCAAGGCACCUAAUGCUCCCGUUCUACUGGAAGCGUUCCAUUAUCGCUUCCAUCCCGCAUGGCAAACUUUCAUGUCACUCAUUCAUGAUGAUGCCGUAGCCGGGCCGGUGAAGCAUGCACAUGCGCAACAAUAUCUUUUCAAGGGUGUCAUCCCUUUCGAUGACAUCCGGUGGCGCUAUGAUCUUGCAGGUGGUGCUAUGAUGGAUUUCGGCACGUAUACUGUUAACUGCUUGCGCCAGAUUCUGCGGGAGGAACCAAGCCAGGUUAUUGAGGUGCAUUGGAGGGGUGUUCCGAGUUCUCAAUCUGAUCAGGCCGGAGGCCAGCAGAUUGAUCAGGCGAUGACCGCAACAUACAAAACGGAGAGCGGUGCCACAGGGAGCAUUAUCGCUGAUUUGGCUGCGUCGGGGGGUUGGCCUUUGUUGCCUUCGUCCUGGACGAAGAAUAUUCCAAGCAUUGGCUGGCCAAAAUGCGAGGCUGAGCUCGGAGAGAAAGAGGUGGAGUCCCCCAAGAGCGCCGACGAUGAAAAACAUUUCGUUAAGCGGAAAGUGACAUUGUGGAAUCAUCUUGCGCCGAGUGUAUAUCACCGGAUUGACGUGGAAGAUACUCACACAAUCCAUCGGGAUGGAACUUUAUUGAAAACGUGGAAGGAAUCGCAAAACCUCAAGUCGUACUCCUGGCCAUCUGGUGACAAGCAGGCAUAUGCCGGCGAAGACUGGUGGUCAACUUAUCAUUGUCAGCUUCAUGAGUUUGUGAACAAGAUCAAGGGCCGUGAGGGCUCUGGGGUUUGGGUUGAUGGCGAUGACAGUAUCAAACAGAUGGAGGCCAUCGAUCGAACAUAUGAAAAGGCCGGGAUGAAGACGAUUAGAGCCAAGCGUGGAAUUUCGGAAUCAACGUAUGAUCUCUACAGCAGCAGUGUGAACGCAGCCAAUUGA
Molecule: messenger RNA, 1311 nt
Organism: Penicillium arizonense
Lineage: Eukaryota; Fungi; Ascomycota; Eurotiomycetes; Eurotiales; Aspergillaceae
Product: Gfo/Idh/MocA family protein
Exons: 5
Coding region: 1-1311 (436 amino acids)
Molecular function (GO): nucleotide binding
Source: RefSeq, a predicted model, not a curated record